AUGUACACAGAUGUUAUUGAUUUUGGAAUUAAGGUUAAGGUUUUAUUUUCAGGUAAUGAUUCAGAAUUAGACAUCCCAGGAAUUGAUCUCUCAAAAUACGUUCGAGACCCACGCUCAUAUAACCCUAUAUUGUACAUACACAAAAAGCUGUUGCCAUAUGCAAAAAACGAGAUAAAAAUACAAGACUGUAAAAAAGUAGAUAAAGGUAUUCAGUUCGAUCAUGAAAAAUUCCAGCCUAAAUACAAAACUAAGAUUAUAAACCACAACAACGAUCCAGUAGUAGAGCAAACUAUUAAAUUCGCUAAAGAAAUUAUUCCUAUAACUAUACCGCCUUCCACUGAUGCGUCGACCGAACCUAUUUAUUUUAUAAAAAGUAAUAAAUGUCAGAAAAGAAAAAAAACCGAUAGUAAAUUACAUCAAAAAAAUAAUGCGGCGUGUGAAAAAGAAAGAUCGCAUAACUUUACCGAUGAAGUAAAUAAAACGAAUCAAACUUUUAGUGGAAGGGAAUCGCUUAGUCGUUCCUCCCAUAACAACACUAUAGACGAUAUACAAGAAAAUAGGUCAUUUUCGUGUUCCCUAUCAGAGCAUUCUGAAAAACGCAAUCUGAAAAGAGAGAAAUUCUUACAGAAGUGUAAAGACAACGACGUUCGCAUGAUCGCUUCAGAGUCAUUUGAAGCUUUAGCGGAAAAUUUAAACUCUUCCGGCGAUGCAAAGAUAAAAAUACAUCUUAUGAAUGGGAAAGACAAAAGCCUUCUUUGUGAGAGUAUAAGAACGCCGGUGAUUAAAGCGAUACGAGAAUGUAUAUUAGAAACACAAAACACGAGCGAAGUAAACUUUGAAUUGAAAAACAUACAAAGUACCGUCAAAAAUAACACACACAAAUUGGAUAUCAUUUUAGAGAAAAUUAACAAUAUCGAGAAAAAAUUAGAACUGCUUAACGAUGGUGUGCGUAUGCCAAAAAUAUCGAAAUUGGAGGAAUUAGAACAAGAUGUAAUAUUACGAGAUAGCACUUCAGAAGAAGAGCUAGCACAAAUUCAUUUUAAUAAAAAGAAAAAAGUUAAAGUUAUUACAUUAAGUCCCAAGCACGAGGAAGUUGAAAUAGAAGAUAGCGUGAGGAAACUAGAUCGUGGUGAAUUCCCAAGUCAAUUUCAGUCGUCAUCUCAAUUGAAUGUCAGGUCUGAGAACCCUAGUCGAAUUCCUGCAAGGUUUUGCUGGACAGAUGUUGGGAACCAAUAA
Leptosia nina is the source of this 1236-nucleotide messenger RNA. Lineage: Eukaryota; Metazoa; Arthropoda; Insecta; Lepidoptera; Pieridae. The record is from the annotation of a GenBank genome assembly.